This is a messenger RNA of Camelina sativa (false flax), 2718 nucleotides long. NCBI's taxonomy places the organism in Eukaryota, Viridiplantae, Streptophyta, Magnoliopsida, Brassicales, Brassicaceae. The record is from RefSeq and is a predicted model, not a curated record.
CCUAGAAAAAAAAAAAAAAAAAUUGAAACCUUAACGAUGGAGGUUGCUGAUAGACUCCGCCUCGACUUCGAUUCUGGACCUGUUCAGCCCACCGCUUCUUCAUGCCCGGUUUCUCUGCCUGAAACCUCUUCCUCCGCCGCUAUUAAUGUACCUCCGAGCUACGAUGAUUCCGCCUCGACGGCGGUUGGAGCUGGGAGAGGACGAAGUUUCCGACAGACUGUGUAUAGACAUUGGCUUCGAUGUAUAUGUGUGAAAUACAGAGAAGAUGAGAAGGAUAGGUUCUGCAGCAGCUCAAGUAACUUGGAUUCGAUCCCUCUUCAAUCCAAGGAGCGAGAUCGUAACAUUGAGAAAGCCACAAGCUCAAGUAAGGUAGCUUGGAUUCCUGUUCAGUCCAAUGAGCGAGAUUGUAACACUGAGAAAGACACAAGCCCAAUUAAGUUAGAUACGAUCCCUCUUCAAUCCAAGGAGCGAGAUUGUAACACUGAGAAAGGCACAAGCUCAAGUAAGGUAGCUUCGAUUCCUCUUGACCUAGAGAUUGAGAUACUGAGUAGACUGCCCGCAAAGUCUCUUAUGAAGUUCCAAUGCGUGUCAAAGAUGUGGUCUUCCAUCAUCCGAAGCCAGAGUUUCGUCGAUUCCUUCUUCUCCAUGUCCUCUAUGACGCAAUCGCGGUUUUUAAUCUCUUUCAGUAACGGUGCACUCCCCAAGAAUGGUAACAAUCUCAUGUUCAUCUCUUCGGCUUCCUACGACAGAGAGGAAGCUUCUUGUUUGAUAACCAAUGUCGAUCUGAUACUACCUUUUGAUAGUUACUUGGAUAGAUGCUGCAACUGUGCUUCCGUCCAUGGCUUAAUCGGGUGUGCUAAGAGUGGUCCGUUCAUUGUCUGUAACCCUAGCACAGGCAAAGUCACUGUCUUACCCUAUAGCGGAUCACGCACAUCCUUGGGAUACGAUCCUGUUGGUGAUCAAUUCAAAGCAUUGAUCUUGUUGUCUCAUCCUCACCUUCACCAUGAUUUUCUAGUGUACGAGGUUUUAACACUAGGAGGAGAAUCUUCUAUUUUGGUGCGUGGACCCCCACCCGAGAUAAGAAUCCGGUGAUUGUGUGUUUUGAUGUUAGACAUGAGAGGAUUAGUUUUAUCAAAGCGCCUGUGGAUGUUGUGUAUUGGGAGGGUGAAUCAUUAUUGAUAGACUACAAAGGGAAGUUAGCUGCCAUUACAAGACACCCCUACCAUCAUUUUAGCAGUUUUAAUUUCUGGAUACUAGAGGAUAUGCAGAAACAUGAUUGGUCCAAGCAAACGUUUACGCUUCCCUUCUCUUUGGGGUUGGGUACGAACAUGAUUUCCCCGGGAAUCAACAAAGCUGGUGAAAUCAUUUUUGCUUCAAGACGUCUGUCGCGUGAUGUUCAACCCUUCUAUAUUUUCUACUUCAAUGUUGAAAGACAGGACAUCAGAAAAGUUAUCCUCAAAGGAAUAGCAGACGAUGAACAGUUUAGGCGUCGGUAUGGAUUUGGAGAUGAAGUUUGCGUCCACAUCUCGCCACAACACGUUGAAAGUAUUGCCUCUUUAUAAUGUGUUUUAUGUAUUUCUUGAAGGAUCCAAAAUGUAAGAGCUUGACAAACUCUCCCUUUUCUUUUAAUUAAUAUCUAAGCGUUGGCUUUUUGACACCAAGCAAAACUAGUUUGAUGUUAGGACUGAUGAUUUGCAUUUGCUGACAUGUGUAGUUUUAGUGUUACUCAUCAUAUUUUCAGUGUUUUUGUAAAGGAAUUCCAUACCAUGUUUUUGGUUCCCCAAAGUGAUUGUAGUUCAAAGAAUAUUGACCACAACUGCCUACUUACUGUGUGUUAGUUGUAUGCAAAGAUUUCGUUGAAUUGUAUGCUGCAGGUAAUCGAGAAUCUUGUGGAUGCUUAUUUUAAGCAUGCCGAUUCCCCUUCACAGCUUCUUUCCAAGGUUAUUCUGAUAUUCUCUGGCUGAAGCUCAUCCUUGAACUUCUAAGAAUCUCUCUUUAUCACUUCCUUUCCAAUGUUACGGGACAGUCUGUACAAUGCAUUACCUGUUACUGUUAUGACGACAGCUCGUUGUCCUCGGCUACAAACUCUUGAUCUUGAGUGUGAGGUUUUUCCGAAAGAUAUCUCUGUUUCUCCAAUGUUUGGUUCUGUUUUCUUGUCGUUGUCUUUUCAUGAUUACAAUUUUAUGUACUGAUCAGUAGAAUGCGAUCCAAUUUGGUUCGAUUUCUAUGAUUCUAAGGCUGCCAAGGUUGUUUAGAUUCUUCAUUUCAAAGUUCCCCCAGAGAAUCUGCUGUCAGAUUCUCCGACAAUUUGAUGUUGAAAGUGACGUUAGCUUGAUAAGAUUCACAUUACAGUUUUUUUUUCCUUCAUCUACGUUUGCUUCAAUCACUAGUUGUGGUUAGUGAUUGAAGCUGGUCACAUUGGUAGAUGGGUUGCAUAAGUCUACUAGGUAAUUUAUAUUUUCGCUGCUUCCUUACUGCUGGUAAAGAGAAUCCUCCAAGGUGAAGUUCUAGUUUAACGAAUCAUGGGCGCAGGAAUAUUCCAAACUCUUCCUUGGAAAAUUAUUGUUGAAUGUUUCAGUCUUGUGCACCUUAUUUCAUCAUGAGUGUCUCACAUUUGUAGGUUUUUGACAGGAACAUAAAAGUAGUUGCCCCAGGAGAUGUGGGCGCUAAUGCAAGGGAUAGGACAAGUCCAGAAGAUGGAGUUAAUGGCCAUCAGAA